CAGCACUGUCCUCAACGCCUCAUCGCAUCUUCCGCUUUUCCUUCUUUCCCCCUUUUCUCACAGCCCUGUUUCUCUAACAUCUCUCUCUUCCUCUCUCCUUUCCCAUGCUUUCUCUCUCUAAAAUCUCUCUCCCCUCUCUCUCUCCUCUUUCGCCAUGUGAGCCUAAGCCCUAAUUACCUUACCACCGCCAUGUCUCUUCGCAGAUCCUUUCUCUCUCGGAAGUUUUCUUCCAAGUCUUCCUCUAGAGAUCCCAACGCUCUUGGCGGAAUUCUUCCCUUGUCCGCCUCCGACUUCGAUGAUGCCUCCGCUCUGCCCGGAGGGAGUGGCGGCGAUCGCUUUCAGGCUGAAUCCGCUUGGUCUUCCAUGCUACCGGAGCUUCUCCGGGAGAUCAUUCAGCGAGUCGAGGCUUCAGAAGAUGGUUGGCCUAACCGCCAGAACGUUGUUUCCUGUGCUUGUGUCUGUAAGCGUUGGCGGGAUAUUACUAAAGAGGUCGCCAGGGCUACACCUCAUACCGGGAAAAUUACUUUCCCUUCUUGCCUCAAACAGCCUGGACCGAGUGAUCUUCCACAUCAGUGUCUUAUAAAAAGGAACAAGAAGACUUCAACGUUUUUCCUUUAUCUUGCCCUUACACCAUCAUUUACAGAUAAGGGAAAAUUUCUCUUAGCCGCGCGGAGAUAUAGGCAUGGAGCUCAUACUGAGUAUAUAAUAUCUCUUGAUGCUGAAGACUUAUCCCAAGGAAGCAAUGCUUAUGUGGGGAAGUUAAGCUCCGAUUUUCUUGGCACCAAUUUUACCAUUUACGACAGCCAACCACCACAUAAUGGUGCAAAGCCAUCAAGCAGUAAAUCAAGCCGCCGGUUUGCAAGCAAGCAAAUUAGCCCACAAGUGUCAGCAGGUAACUUUGAGGUUGGGCAAGUCUCUUACAAAUUUAAUCUUUUGAAAUCAAGAGGCCCAAGGCGAAUGAUAUGCUCUCUAAAGUGCCCAGUAUCAGAAGACAAUGGAAACAACAAAUCUUGUGAGAACUCGAAGAUGAAGAAAUCCGAUUCUCUUUCUUCCUCAUCUGGGUUGACAAUCUUAAGAAAUAAGGCUCCUAGGUGGCACGAGCACCUGCAAUGCUGGUGCUUGAAUUUUCACGGUCGGGUUACAGUAGCAUCUGUUAAAAACUUUCAACUUGUCGCUACUGUUGACCAUAGCCAGCCUGGAGGUAAAGGGGACGAAGAAACAGUUCUACUACAGUUUGGAAAGGUAGGCGACGACACAUUUACUAUGGAUUAUAGGCAGCCAUUAUCAGCUUUCCAGGCUUUUGCCAUUUGCCUUACGAGCUUUGGCACGAAGCUGGCGUGCGAAUAGUAGUAUAUUCUACCAAAAUUUGUUUCAGAAAAUGGGGCUUCAUUUAUAAAAAGGCUUUUUUCUUUGUACAUGGUGCUAUUGUUGUGUAAUUGUGACCACUUAAAAAAGAAAAAUUGAAGUUGAGAGCAACAAAACAAUAUUGUGGUGCUAGCAAGCACUAUGGCUUCUUUAAAUCUUUAUGUAUAUGUAAUAUAUAAUUAAAAGGGAUGAGAAUUGUUUAUUCACCUCAAUGUUUUUGAUUUUGUUGCA
Molecule: messenger RNA, 1596 nt
Organism: Benincasa hispida (wax gourd)
Lineage: Eukaryota; Viridiplantae; Streptophyta; Magnoliopsida; Cucurbitales; Cucurbitaceae
Gene: TLP7
Product: tubby like protein 7
Molecular function (GO): protein binding
Source: RefSeq, a predicted model, not a curated record